AUGUCGGUACAGUCGUACGAUUCGGAUUGGAGUGGUUCGGCAAAUGACCAGAGCCUUGACGAUCCCGGACGUGGCUCUUACUCCGAUCAACUUGCCCUCCAAUGGGAACAGGAUCCUUUCGAAACUGACCCUGGACUGACGAUGCACCUACUGGAUCUUUAUUUCAAUCACGCGGGUCGCGCGACCUAUGGCAUGUUUCCUCGUAGACCCUUCCUCGCAUGGGUAGAGGGUAACCGCGACAAGAACCACGACCACUUGAUGCUUUUAUACUCAGUCCUGGCUAUAGGCUCACUGUUUUCGGUUGAUGGAGAUAAGAAAGCCCUGGGAAAGAAGUUCGCUUCGGUUGCGUCAUAUGCAGCAGAAAAGCGGUUCGGGAAAUUCAGCCUGCAGUUAUGCCAGACUCGGCUGAUGCUCGCGCUCUACUAUUUUGCUCGCGGCAAGUCACAGGAGGCCUGGGACUAUUGUGGUGCUGGUCUGCGAGCUCUCAGCGCCCUGAAGCUGAAUUCUGAAGAAGGCGUUAAAGAGCUGGUUGAUAGCAGUGCCGAUUGGGACUAUGGACUUGAUCGUCAAAUGUUCGCGGAGUGCUGUCGUCGCACUUUUUGGUCCGGACUACUGAUGGAUGUAAGUCACGACGUCAUCAAGGUCCCAGCAUCCGUUGACUUGAUGCAACAACAGCGAUACAAUGGCUUCUUCGGAGGGACCCUUUUCGUCCUCAACUUGGAGGAUGCCUUCGUUCAGCUCCCAUGUCUGGACAGCAUGUACGAUGCAUCAACACCGUGUAACGCGCCGAUCCUAGACGAAGAUCUCCUGAGUGGAAAUGCCACUUCUGGCCCCGUUCUUGGCCACAUGGCGUAUCUAUGCCUGAUAUCGACGCUAUGGGGCGAGGUCCUUACCUUCACUAGCCGAGCUGCGCGUCGGCCCGACAGUACCUAUGAACGACAUUACGACACGUUCUACACGCGAAUCAAUGAGAAGCUGGAAGCAUGGCAUGCGAUGUUGCCGGAGGAACUUCGUUACAGCCCACGAAAUCUCGACAACAGCAUGGUUGCAGGAUACGCAGGUACAUUCGUGUCUAUACACGCUUUGUAUUACGCUACAAUCAUCCGGCUCAAUCGCCAUAUCAGAGUCAGCAUAUUACCAAUGGAAAAACAACGCCGAAAUCUGGAACGAGCCCUACGCAUGGCGUCCAACUUUCUGUCGAUGAUGCUUUCCCUAGCUCCAGCUAGCCGCCAACGUCUUUCGCCCACCGUUGCCUCGGACCUCUCGUUCUCGACGCCUUUCCCUGGUUACGCGCUCAUGCUUUCGGUCGAUGUAUUGACCUCUGCCGGGCUGUUAUCAUCAUUGCCGACUUUGAUCGAGACACUCAACACUACACUGACCUGUAUCGACGAACUAGCAGGCGUUUGGGCUUCUGCAAAAGCGCAGCAGAAGACAGUAUCGAAUCGGAUCAAGCAGCUCAUGGAUAUUGCCGCACAACAGGGCCAAGGCAUAAGCAACGGAAGUUACGGAAAUUUCUGGAGGAUCGGCAACAGUCUUGAGACGGCUUUCGGAAACGAUGAUGCGUUGUAUAAGACCGAAGACCAGUUGCUUUUCGGCGUUGUGGGUCAGCUUACGAGUCAGUAA
Messenger RNA from Alternaria ethzedia, 1623 nucleotides. RefSeq lists its product as uncharacterized. Gene Ontology annotation, biological process: DNA-templated transcription. Gene Ontology annotation, cellular component: nucleus. Gene Ontology annotation, molecular function: zinc ion binding; DNA binding. The transcript has a single exon. The record is from RefSeq and is a predicted model, not a curated record. Lineage: Eukaryota; Fungi; Ascomycota; Dothideomycetes; Pleosporales; Pleosporaceae. Bases 1 to 1623 code for a protein of 540 amino acids.